Bathycoccus prasinos is the source of this 1236-nucleotide messenger RNA. RefSeq lists its product with no specific name. The transcript has a single exon. The record is from RefSeq and is a predicted model, not a curated record. Bases 1 to 1236 code for a protein of 411 amino acids. NCBI's taxonomy places the organism in Eukaryota, Viridiplantae, Chlorophyta, Mamiellophyceae, Mamiellales, Bathycoccaceae.
AUGACGAUGUUUCUUCGAAGAAGAGUAUUCAUUAGUAAAGGAGGGAGAGCAGCAGCAGACGCUUCUUUUUUGUCUUCUUCUUCUUUGUCUUCUUCUUCUUUGUCGUCGUCGUCUGAAUCGUUCGUUUCGUCGAGGAGAUCGAUCGGGACGACGACGAAAUUCAUCAGCGGAACGACCACCAAAACGACUUCUUCUUCUUCUUCUUUGGCUUCACGAGAGGUUGGGAAAGAUGAGAAUACUAACAAUAAUAAUAAAGAGAGAGACGAAAACGAGAGACUAAACGCGACGACGAUUCAGACGACGACGGGGAAAACGAAUUUGACGACGAAAACGAACGGGCGAAGAUCGACGUCGAACUAUCGAAGGGAGAUUCAGAAGCGUUUGAUGGAAGCGACGAGCAAAACGAUGAAGAAAACGAACGAAUCGGCGAGUUGGAAACGAACGUUACGGCUCAAACGUGAGGAGAAAAUGGACAAUCGAGAGUGUUGGACGGUGAAAGAGUUCAUCGAAAAGAACUGUUUGUCGUCGGCGGCGGCGGCGUAUUCGGCGUCCGACACAGACGAAGACGAGAUGGAAGCAGACGACGACGACUUUACGAUGACGAUGAUGGAAGCGGAGGACAUAGAAGAGGAGGCGGUUUUGGCGAUGCUCAGGAAGAGCGCUCGAGCGGCCGCGCUCGCCGAACGCAGGGAAGAAGAGAGUUUAAAAGACGGAGACGAUGAUUCAGAUAAUUCGGAUUUAGCCGCCUAUUACAACUACGUAAACGCGGUCAAAAAUUCCAAAGACGACGGCUUUUCAAACGUUCACUACUACUCGGACGCGGACGAAGACGAAAUCGAAGCCAAACUCGAGUCCAUUCAAGGCUUGUUGGACGCUUUGCGCGAAGAAGAAGGCAAAGAAGAAGAAGAAGAAAGGACGACGACAAACAACAACAACUCAAAAGCGAGAGCAAACAAAUUGGAAUCGUUACAAACGAUCAUGGACCAAGUGUACUCGUUUCGUGAGCAGCAGCAACAACUCGCGUUGUUGCCGGAAAUCGUCGUUGGAAGAACGAGCAAAAGCGAGGAUUUAGACGCCAACGACCUAGACGGAAAUGACGACGAAAACGCGCGGGGAAGUGUAAAUGGUGGUGGUACUAUCUUCCGAGCCGACAGCGUGAAACGAAAGAGGAAGAAAGCCAUGAACAAGCACAAGCACAGGAAGAGGAAGAAGAAGGACAGGUUUAAGAACAAAUAA